AUGACCACAGUUAUCAUCGCUGUUCUCGCCGUCCUUGCGGCCCUUGGGCUAGGUAUAGCAACUUGGCUGGGACUUCGGCAGAGGGUUCAGUCAUCGCGGCUGGCGAUGGCCAACGAGACGGCCGGAGACCUUACCGCUCAGGCUCAGGAAGAAAGCCGAAAAAUCGUGCUGGCAGCUCAGGAGGAGGUUCUGAAGCUGCGCAAUGAGACUGAGUCGGAAAUCAAGGAGCAACGCCGGGAGCUCACCCGCUUGGAAGACAGGCACAUGCAGCGGGAAGAGCAACUGGAACGCAAGAUAGAGGCGCAGGACAACCGGCAAGCUGAACUUGCCGACAGAGAAACGCAAAUCGACGAGAUUCGCAAAGAGGUCGAGGAGUUAAGGGCAGAGCAGGCCAAAAUGCUGGAACGGAUUGCCGGACUCACUGUUGAGGAAGCAAGGGAGACCGUGGUGAGGCGCGGCGAAGAGGACGCUCAGCACGAUCUGGCGCGACGGUACUACGACCUUGAGCGGGACAACAAGGAGCGGGCAGACGAGAACGCCCGCAAGAUCAUAGCCGUUGCCAUAAACAGACUGGCUUCGGACGUGGUUUCGGAAAGCACGACUUCAGUGGUAUCCCUGCCCAAUGAUGAGAUGAAGGGCCGUCUCAUCGGUCGCGAGGGACGCAACAUCAGGACGCUGGAAUCGUUAACCGGCGUGGACGUCAUCAUCGACGACACACCGGAGGCAGUGACGGUUUCCUGCUUCGACCCGGUGCGGAGAGAAGUCGCACGCCUGGCCCUGGAGAAACUGGUCUCAGACGGGCGCAUCCAACCCGCCCGCAUUGAGGACAUGGUUAACCGCGCCCAGGGCGAGAUUGACCAGACGAUAAUGAAGGCUGGCGAACAGGCCACCUUCGAUGUUGGAGUCAGCGGAUUGGACCGGGAGCUGGUCCGGUUACUGGGACAGCUGAAGUACCGGUAUAGUUACGGAGAAAACGUGCUCCAGCACUCGAUCGAGGUGGGCCUGCUGGCCGGGAUGCUGGCCGCCGAGUCAGGAGCCAAUGUGCAGGUGGCCAAGGUUGGCGGCCUGCUCCACGAUAUCGGCAAGGCGCUAACCCACGAGGUAUCCGGCCCACAUGCUGAAAUCGGCGCCGAAAUUGCCAAACGGCACGGCAUCAACCACAGCUCCUAUCGAGGAAUCCUGGAACACCACUGGGAUGAACACGAGACCGUGGAAUCAUUCUUGGUGGCUGCCGCGGACGCCAUCAGCGCCGCUCGUCCGGGCGCGCGCAAGGAGUCUCUGGAGCAGUACGUCAAGCGCCUCCGCGAACUGGAGGCGGUGGCAGCGGGCUUCGAGGGAGUAGAGCGGACGUUCGCGAUCCAGGCCGGCCGGGAAGUGCGGGUAAUGGUCAAGCCCGAGGACAUGGAUGACGUAAAGGCCGCGUCGCUCGCCCGCAACAUCGCGAGGAAAGUGGAGGAAGACCUGGUAUUUCCAGGCCAGAUCAAGGUAACUGUUAUCCGCGAAACCCGGAGCGUGGAGUAUGCCCGCUAG
This is a messenger RNA of Geodia barretti, 1530 nucleotides long. NCBI's taxonomy places the organism in Eukaryota, Metazoa, Porifera, Demospongiae, Tetractinellida, Geodiidae. The record is from the annotation of a GenBank genome assembly.